Messenger RNA from Lentinula edodes (shiitake mushroom), 4170 nucleotides. RefSeq lists its product as uncharacterized. The transcript has 12 exons. Gene Ontology annotation, molecular function: guanyl-nucleotide exchange factor activity. Lineage: Eukaryota; Fungi; Basidiomycota; Agaricomycetes; Agaricales; Omphalotaceae. The record is from RefSeq and is a predicted model, not a curated record. The coding region runs from base 231 to 4082 and encodes 1283 amino acids.
CAAGGGCGUGUCCCGAAAUGGAUGUAGAGAGAGAAGAAUGCUCAGGUGUGUCAAAGCGGCGGUUACGUGACGUAAGUAACUAUCAAAGUCACGUUAUCGCGUCGGUUGAUUUUGAACUCUCACUUAGAAUAGGUUUCAUUUCGUCUCCAGUUGCUCAAACUUGAAUGUUUUGCGUCCAAAAACAUUACUAACACUGCUCCGACCUUUUGCAUAACUUUCCUCUUCAACGAAUGGCCCUCGCCAGCUCACCCCGAAAGCAAAUACCUCUAGCCACUGGCGACGAAACCAGACCUCGAGAUCUUACUCCUACUGUCAGCCCGAGCCAUACGAAGCGCGUCUUCUUCUGCGGCGUCGUUGUUGAAGGCUCAGAGAAUGGCAAAGAAUUAACUGAGGAAAUCAAAGACUUGGUCUUAUCUUUGGGAGACGUAGUGGAAGAAGAGGAUGUCCUUGGAGAGACAAACAAGGAGCUGGGGAACAUUGAACACCCUGCCACAAGAAAGCGUGCCCUCGCAGAAUCCUCUGCUCUUGCGUCCGCAAUCAACGAGCUGGUCACGACUGAGCGCUCUUAUGUGAAGAAGUUACAGACUCUGAAGAGGGAUUAUGCCGAUCCACUGCGAAAUUUUGCUCGAAGCAAAAGUACUGCCAUCAUUUCAAAAUACGAAGCAACUACGCUUUUUGGAAAUAUCGACAGCCUCCUACCCGUCAAUGAAGCAUUCUUAACAGACCUGGAGAAAAUGAUAGCUCCAAACGGCUAUAAAGCGGUUGGUGGAGUUGGUGAUGUUGCACUUCGGCACUUCAAGGAGUUAAAGGGCUUCGAGCAAUACAGACAGUAUUAUGUGAAGAGAGAAGAGGCACAGCGCUUUAUUGAGCAGGAGAUGGAAAAACGUUCGUCUCCGUUCGAAGACUAUAUUGAACGAGUCAAAUAUCAAUCAACGGAUGCAAGAAAUCGAGUCGGACUUCGGGAGCUCCUCAUGGAACCUGUUCAACGAAUUCCGCGGUAUACAUUACUCUUUCGACUCAUGAUCAAGCAUAUGCCUCCGCACGACCCUCAAAGGGCGAAACUAGAGGAGGCAGAUGAUAUUGCGAGUAAGAUCGCACUGGCAGAAGCAGAUGAACAGACAAAACGCGCCGCUAUCGUGUACUGCCUUAUCGCUACCAUCGACGGCUUCCCUCCAAAUAUGUUUUCCAACUCUCGCCGCUUCAUUGACUGUAUAGAUGUUGAAGACAUAUUGUUGGAAGCGCCUUCCUCCUCUUCUGCAUCAUCUACCUCUCUCGUUGGUUCCCUACAUUGUACCUUGUUUCUUUUCGACGACAAGUUGCUCAUAGUGAAAAGGCCUGGUAACGGUGAAAAAAGUGGACGGGUAUUAGCAGGGUUAGAUGAGUUGGACAAGAUCACUAAAAGCGGUUUGCCAACUGGAAAGAAAAAGAACGGAAUGGUCUGUAAAGGUGUUCUUGAUGUGACUGACGUCGUCGCGACUGAUCAGGGUGGCGCAGAUUUUCACCUUUACCUGGAGACUCCUCCUCAAGAUCAUAGUGAAAGAUGGUCUGGCCGGCCAUUCCGAUCCUUGUCUGUAGUCCAUCCACCGUCUCCGAUUAAUUUGGACCCUUCUCAGACUGAGGUCGACAAGCAACGUUUCCUCAAGAACCUCUGGAAUGUGCAAGCUAGAUACCGAGCGCGCUCAGGACAGUCUGUGGUGCUUUGUUCCGAGGAAAUGGAGGUAGAGUCUAGAGGGGGAAGACUCACCACUGCUCGAACGUACUAUAAUGUUUAUCAAAGAACUGCGUUCCUCCAAGAGAUCAAGAAGACCAAGAUUGUUGUACAUGUCGACGCACUGGGGACAGCUGAUGACAUUCCUUUCGGGAUGCGAGGUCCUCCGCUUGCUGUGAUUCGACUUCAACCCCUGGCAGGCGGCAUGUGCCGGUACAAGGUCACUUCAAGUGAUCCUUCCGAUCCUGAGGAAGUGGAUGUAGUGCAGACCAGACGAGUCCCUCAACGGAUCGUAUUGACGAUUCAUCAAUUCGGUCUUUUCCAUUUCAAAACCGACAAAAACUCUCGACCCUCUACGCCGACGGCGCGUUCCAAAGCGUCCAUCUUCGGUCUCGACGCUAUCUCUAGAAAUCUUUUUAACUCGCGGCCUGGCUCUUCUAUGGGUGACUUCUUCGCUGGUUCCGUCAGUAGUCGCAAGCGCACAAAGUCUACCGCCAGCCGAUCAUCUACAUAUACUCAAACAACUUCUACUGGUGAAAGCAGCAUUACAAAAUUCUCUUCUUCAAGAUCCAAUACCAUGUCGACGAUUGCCACUACUGUCGAUGAUGGUUCAUUAGCUUCGACCCGUUCAAGGACGAAGAAUGACAGAGGAAGGUCGCCUGGUCCGUCUUCGGAUGCAGACGACUCUUUCAGCCGUAGUCUCAGCCGCAGCCUGUCGAGGUCUAUAUCUAGAGCAUCGAAGUCCAGAUCUGUGUCUCGAGAUAGAGAGUCAGAUUACACGGAUACAGACGACGAUGAGCAAAUACAAAUAUUGGACAGGUCAGAUAACGACAUCGACGCACAGCUCGCACUCGCCAGGAGAAACAGUAAGAGCCAGAAUGAUAGACAGGUCCCUGUCAGAAGUUCCCAGCCGAGUACUGCUCCUAUAUAUGAAGUAGAAGAGUUCCCUCAUCCUGCCCGACCCGCCUCUCGCGCAUCUACCGCUAGGGAUUCCACCAGUCAAUGUACGAUUACCGAGGAUCCCAGAUCACCCCGAUCUCUUUCUCGACAUUCUUCCGAUCGCCGUCCUAUGGGACCUCGAAGUCCGUCACCACUUCCACCUCCUAGAUCCCCCCGUCCACUCUCGCCACCGCUUCCCGAGCUUCCUUCAAUAGAUGACGAGCUUGCGGCUGAAAUUAGUGACAUUGUGCAACCAACUCCAACGAAGUCAGGCAUACCUCGUAGCAAACGGCAAAUCUUUCAUCCUGUGAAUAACAUCGAUUCAACACCGAAGCCACAUAUGAAUGGUAUGGCUCGAGCAUCCAGUUCCGUUGAGCCAUUGUCCAUCAAGAAGAAAACCUCUGUCCGGAAUGCAAUAGACUCGACUGACACUCCCGUGACUGGUCGCAAGAGUGGACGUAAUUCUUUGAGCAGGACGCCUGCUAGGACAGUUACAUCAUCGCCUAGACGGGUCUCACCCCAAAUUCGUCUUGGGAAGGUGGCAGGGCCAUCUGUAUCUUCACCUCACAUGGUCCAUGACCUUGACAAAAUCGUUUCCUUAGCUCGAACGACAAAGGAAGAUGUUGAAUCAUCGCAUCGGGCAGUCAAACGACUGAAGGUCGAAGUCGAGAAGCAUACCUCAGCAAUCGUGUUAUCAGACAACGAUAUAUCUAGACCUUCCUCACCCGCAAAGGGCUUCCGAACGCCACAGAGAGGCGCUCCUCCUUUGACGAAGGCAGCCCAGGAGCGAUUAGAGGAAAUGAGAUCUCUCAUCGGCCAGAGAACUGGAGAGAGCACGCCACGCAGCCACCGGCCACCUGGCGGUGCGCCUAGUACACCUCUGCGACAGCAUAGUUCAGUGGACUCUCCUAGUAUAUUCAACACGUACAACCAUGCCACAGGUGCUUUGGAUCGUCUAGUAAACGAAGCCGACAGUUCACUAAGUAAAGCAGUCGGCAACCACGAUGCCAUGCAAACUGCGCUCGUAAAGUUGUCGUCUGCAUUCAAGGAGGUGUGUAGCUUCGAUGAUCGCUGUCUAACUUUUUCUUUUUCGUUUACCGAUUUGCAGAGAACCAAUGACCUUGAGCGCAGUAAGGUCGAGCUCCAGAAUUCCCGCCGUCAGUGUGAGGUGGUGAAGAGUCUCCUUGAAGAAUCUACUAAAGAGAAGGAGAUUAUGUACGAGGCUUUCAACGAGGAACUCGAUGCGAUGUAUAACGAUGUGAACCUUCCUGAAGACGAGGCAUGGCGGGCAAUGACUGAAGAUCUUCGGGUCACAAAAGAAGCACGAAAUAAAUUAACACAAGAGAACUGCGACUUGAAGCAACGCUUGGCUGAAGCAGAGCUACGUCAAGAAGAGUGGGGAGCGCUGUUGCGUGCCCACGGCCUUAUACCAUAGACUUUUUUCUCUAUUGCAUGCUUUUUUCCUUUCGCAUCUAUCAUGGACCUCAUAUGUAUGCGCAUAUCUAACCAUCCAUAUCUGUCUA